Molecule: messenger RNA, 1241 nt
Organism: Eucalyptus grandis
Lineage: Eukaryota; Viridiplantae; Streptophyta; Magnoliopsida; Myrtales; Myrtaceae
Product: superoxide dismutase [Cu-Zn], chloroplastic
Exons: 9
Coding region: 1-978 (325 amino acids)
Biological process (GO): removal of superoxide radicals
Molecular function (GO): copper ion binding; superoxide dismutase activity
Source: RefSeq, a predicted model, not a curated record
AUGGUAUAUCCAAGCACAAGCAUUGGGGUGUCAAGCUCGAGCACCGAGAACACGAGUAAGGGCGAUAGGGUCCUAGGCCUUGCCUCAAGGGACUCGGGCAUGGGUAAGGGAGAUCCGAGUUCUGAAGAUGCAAACAUGGCGAUUGUGGACCCGAGCCCAGGCAUUGGUACCUGGGUCUUGGCAUUGUUGUUGAGCCUGAUGACCCGAGAAACGAGCGAUAGGGUUCCCACCAUCAACAAUUGUUUGGUGAUAGAACACAUCGUUAUCUCAUCUCCUUCUGGCUUCUGGCGCCGCUCGAGCGAUAAUGCAAGCUGCAGUGGCAGCCAUGGCCGCCCACGCCAUCCUCGCCUCCCCCCACUCCUCCCACGCCCUCCUCUCCCCUCUCCCCAACCUCCUCGGCAGCCCCCCGGCGCUCGUCUCCGCCUUCCGCGGCGUCUCUCUCAGGCCGGCCCCGGCUCCCCUCCCCCUCUCCGCCGUCCCCCCAAGCAGCCCCUCGCCGUCGUCGCCGCCGCCGCCUCCAAGAAGGCCGUCGCCGUGCUGAAGGGCACUUCCAGCGUGGAGGGCGUCGUCACUCUCAGUCAAGAAGGCGAUGGUCCCACGACAGUCAAUGUUCGUGUUACUGGGCUAACUCCUGGACCUCAUGGGUUCCACUUACAUGAGUAUGGUGACACAACCAAUGGAUGCAUCUCGACAGGAGCACAUUUCAACCCAAACAAAUUGACACAUGGGGCUCCUGAAGAUGAAGUGCGUCAUGCGGGUGACCUGGGAAACAUAGUUGCCAAUGCCGAUGGUGUGGCAGAAGCAACGAUUGUUGAUACACAGAUACCACUGAGUGGUCCAAACGCAGUAGUUGGAAGAGCUCUUGUGGUUCAUGAACUUGAGGACGACCUUGGAAAGGGUGGCCACGAGCUGAGUCUAACCACUGGCAAUGCAGGCGGGAGAUUGGCAUGUGGUGUGGUGGGUUUGACUCCACUGUAAUCCAUCGCUUGCUUGCGGCAUUAUUGCUGUCCUCUGUGGGUUACCUACCUCCUUACCUAGAGUGAUAUGCCAUUCCUUGUUUGGAGGGUGUAACACGGCAUUGUGAAGACGAUCCUAUCAUAUGGCUUUUGGCCUCUAUUGGCCAUGUAUGGCUACUACGUGAUUUCUAAGUGUUGAAGUUUCCUGUUGAUCACAAAAUAAUGGAUCACAAAAUAAUGGAUCCUAUCAGGUGAAUAAUGGCAUUUGAUAUUGUUGUCUGACCA